AUGGGUCCCCAAAUCUUCGACCACCAUUCCACUGUAUUCAGACACAACCAUCUCCAGCUGCUCUCCCGGCCUGCUACAAACUCUGUCAUUGCCUUCUUCCCCACUGGAAACAACUCUGACCAAAUCGGGUUUGUUGAGGUGUCUUUUUUGCAAGAUUCUAAGUUAAAUGUUAGAGACAAAGGAAGAGAUGGUCAGAUUUUCACGUCAGACAGACAAUUUAACCAUCGGAUUGAGAGAUUGUUGGUUAAUCCUUUGGCAUAUUCUGGUAAUUCUUCUACUGUGGGGUAUCUUUUGGCUUGUACAAUGUACUCUGUUCAUUGGCUUAGUGUUAGAAUUGGAGAGCUUGGUGUGGAUACUGGGAAAGCUACUUUAAGUUUUUUGGGUAGUAAGUUGUUCAGGAGUUGUUCUGUUGUGUAUGCUUGUUGGAGUCCACAUUUUCCUGAAGAGAGCCUGGUACUGCUGGAGAGUGGUGAAAUGUUUUUGUUUGACGUAGAUUCUUGUUCUAAUGGAAGCUUUAGUGGGAAGAAGCUGAGAGUGCCGUGGGAAGAUUAUGCUAGUUUGGGUGAUGGCCAGUGGCUGAGCUGUGAAUUUAGUUGGCAUCCAAGAGUUUUGAUUGUCUGCCAUUCAAGUGCGGUUUUUCUUGUUGAUUUGAGAUGUGAAGGAUUCAAUGUGAGUUGUUUGCUGCAAAUUGAUGCAUUGGAUUCUGAUGAUUUUUGUUUUGUGGUGGCCACUAGUUGUUUGUUGCUUGUUUUUGAUGUGCGGAAGCCACUGGUGCCAUUGUUGCAAUGGACACAUGAUCUUUCUAGCCCAUCUUACAUCAAUGCGUUUCCAUUGUCUGAUGUGAGGUCACAUUACAAGAAUGAUCGUUUUAAGUGGGCUUCUGACUCAGGCCACUGCAUUAUAUUGGGAUCAUUUUGGCACUCUGAGUUUAGUAUUUUUUGCUAUGGACCAACCCUUGGAGGAACUGUUGCUUCCGAAAUUUCAAGAUUUAGCAAAUCAUAUUAUGCAUGGGAACUCCCUUCAGAGUUCUCCCUGUCUGGUCGUGAGUGUCACUGCGGUAGCUGUCUUUUGAGAGAAGAGUUCUCAAAGGAUGCCCUUCCUGAAUGGAUUGACUGGCAGCAAAAAAAAGAAAUAGUUUUAGGGUUUGGCAUUCUUGACAAAGGCCUUCAUGCCAAGUUGUCUGAACCAGACGAGUUUGGUGGGUUUACCCUGAUUAGGCUGAUGUCCUCCGGAAAGCUUGAAAUGGAGAAAUACUGUGCCUCAUGGGAAUUCAUGAAAGUGCUGAAGGAAGGGCACAAGGAGUCAUCUCUUCCAGAAGGUACUCUUCUGUAUGCUAUGGGCGAUCAAGGUUAUAAUUUUCCCAAGAGAUUUAAAUACCUUAAACUUGACUACCUCUAUGCGUAUAUGAAAGGUAAUCUCGACAAACUUCUGUUUACAAAAGCGAAAAAGCGUAUAUAUGGUCAGUUCAUGGCAUCUGGCUUCAGUAGUUUAAGAUCAUAUCCUGCUGUUCUUGAUAUGCUUAAAGACAUCCGACUACUAAGCAGCAUACACGAGGUUGCUUUGAAGAAAAUUUAUGCAGGCUUCCCUGCCAAUCUUAAGCAGCUAGCUUUUUGUUGCUACUCGGAGCUCGAUGAAGUCCUUGUAGAUGAUAAGAAGGUGUCCUUGGAAUUUCUAGAUGUUCCCAGCCAGCCUCAGUUGCCUCCUUAUGUCUUCCGGAGACCUUCAUCCCGAAGCAGUAAGUGGACGCAUAAAGUGCAGCCUGGUGUUGCUUUGGUGGGUCCGGUUCUUCCUACGCCUGUUCUGCUUAGUCUUCACAAGCUACAUAACAAAGAAGGCGAUGUCCUCUCUGCUAAUGUUGAACUAAGGAACCAAUGCAAUGAAGUCAUACAUGUGGCUAGUGAAAUGUCUUUAACAGGUGCUGCCACCGUUGUUCACAAUGACCAUGCUGUUUCCCUUGCUGACGACACAGAUGAAAUGCCUUACAGCACGAUAGAUAAACCCACUCUGUUCUGUUUACACAAACCGGCUGCUUUUGCUAACGAGCUAUCUACAGCGGGAUCGGUAGAGGAAAGUUUUGUUGGUGGCGAUGAGAGAUUUACAACCUUUAUUUCCAAAACACCUAAAAGGGAGCUUGUCCCUAACUCUGAAAUGGAGAUGGCGGGACCAGAACUGUUCAAAUCUCUGUCGCCAGUAGAGUUGGAGUUUGAUGAUUGUGCAAUGCCUUUUGGGCCAAAUGAACUGAAAGCUUUCAAAUUGUUGAGGAGACAGUACUCAAAUUUUUUACACGGUUUUAGUGCAUAUCAAGAAUGUCUUGAUAGCUCUAACUUCCAGAGACGGUAUAUUUGA
This is a messenger RNA of Diospyros lotus (date-plum), 2346 nucleotides long. RefSeq lists its product as uncharacterized. Bases 1 to 2346 code for a protein of 781 amino acids. The record is from RefSeq and is a predicted model, not a curated record. Lineage: Eukaryota; Viridiplantae; Streptophyta; Magnoliopsida; Ericales; Ebenaceae. Gene Ontology annotation, biological process: transcription by RNA polymerase I. The transcript is spliced from 2 exons. Gene Ontology annotation, molecular function: RNA polymerase I core promoter sequence-specific DNA binding. Gene Ontology annotation, cellular component: fibrillar center.